AUGAUCAUGCAAAAGAUAAUCCUUUGGUUCCUGUUAUUUAAUGUAAUAGUUGGUUUGGUUGAAUCAAAAUAUGAUCAAAAUGAAAAAUAUAAAUCAUCCAAUAGAUGUUCAAAACAUAACAGAAGUGUUAGAGAUAGUACUUAUAAAAAUGACACUAAAUGCAGUAGAAGUAAGGAGUUAAAAGUAUCUGAGGAUAAUGAAAAAAGAAUAUUGGGAAGUGAAGAAUUGAAGUAUAAUAGUAAUAUAUUUGAAGCGAGUAAUAUCGACUCUUUUAAAUAUCCAAAUAGAGAUUAUAAAUUUAAAAUAGGAGCAAAUUCUGAAUACAUCAGAUCAAUAACUUCAUUGUAUACUAUAGAAGAUGAUAUUCAUUUUGAAAAUGGUGAAUUCACUGACUAUUCAAUCGAUUUUGAUCUUGUAUAUCCUGAACAUGCAGGAGCUGUUCAUAAAAUUACAGUAGCUAAAGACUUAUUGUCAAUAUCACUUCAAAAGACACCUAAUAAAUUAGAGAAUUCUACGGACAUUUCUGGUUAUAACUCCUCAAAUCAACAAGAUAUUCAAGAUAGAUUAUCAGAAAAUUUAACUAAAUUACAGGAGUUUUCAAAAUUUCAUCCUAUCAAGCAGGAUAAAAGUCGAAAUAUCCUCAGAUCUAAUGGAUAUUUAGAGAAUUCUAGCAUUAGUGAGUUAAAUCAAUUACCUGGGGAAACAGAAGUUCCGAUAAUAUUGAAGAAAAAAAAAAGAUCUCAGCUUAUAGAGAUAGAUAAUAUUCCCACCAAGAUUUUACAAGUUUCUAAUUAUACAGAGGAUUUAAUGAAAUCCCAAAUAGUUGAGAGCAAUCAUUCAUCUGAAAUAUCAGGGAGAUUUGAAUAUCCAAUUAAAUAUAAAACUCUGAAUGAAGUUCAAGAGUUUAUCCCCAAUAUACACUAUAAUAAAUCCGAUCUAUUAGAUCAUAAUAAUGGAUCAGAAUCCUCAAAACCUAAAUCUCCAUAUAUUAUGUCUUUGGCCACAUCUAGUGUGCUUAUACUUAUCACUGCUUUGGCCCUAGUAUCAAUUCUUGCUAUAUAUUCAUUUCAGCACUGA
Cryptosporidium muris RN66 is the source of this 1077-nucleotide messenger RNA. RefSeq lists its product as uncharacterized. NCBI's taxonomy places the organism in Eukaryota, Apicomplexa, Conoidasida, Eucoccidiorida, Cryptosporidiidae. The record is from RefSeq and is a predicted model, not a curated record. The transcript has a single exon. The coding region runs from base 1 to 1077 and encodes 358 amino acids.